AUGGCAACAAGAAGGGUGGUGAAACUUUCCUUGGUGCCUUACAAGAGCAAGCAGGCCGCCACCGCUAGUGACGAAGGUGCCAUCAUUGCAGAUGAAGACCUUAUCGCCAUGGCGCUUGUCGUUCAUAAUGAGUCAACUGGAAUAGAGGUAAUGUACGUAGCGGAUUGGAGGUCCGAUUCCGUGGUGCUCCCCAACACGAAGAUGUUGCGACAGCUGGUGCGCAUCACCCCUGCAAUAGAGGCAAUGUACAAUGAGCUGGUGCAAGCGAACGAGACGUGCUUGGUUGAGGACCUGGACAGCAUCCCUGAGGGCCCUGAGCUAGGAGAGGAGCGCCACUGUUUGCAAUUCCUAGUGGAUAAGUUCACGGGGCAUGUGUGCGCAACCAUCGGAGUGUCUAAACAACGUGAUAAGGACAUAAAUGAGCUCAUUACAUCGCUUAGAACAGGAGAAAUAUCAAAUUGGUCCAGGGAUGAAGAGCGUAUAAAGAAUGUGUUGCUAGAACGGCUCAAAUUUCUGACGACGGUGACGAAAAUUUCACAUGACAUUAAAUCUUUCAUAGAAACCGAUGCCUCUCGUUGGAAAUAUCUACUUGAGGAAGCCUACAAAAAUGGGUAG
Miscanthus lutarioriparius is the source of this 615-nucleotide messenger RNA. Lineage: Eukaryota; Viridiplantae; Streptophyta; Magnoliopsida; Poales; Poaceae. The record is from the annotation of a GenBank genome assembly.